Messenger RNA from Triticum dicoccoides, 2768 nucleotides. Its product is annotated as delta-1-pyrroline-5-carboxylate synthase 2-like. The transcript is spliced from 21 exons. The record is from RefSeq and is a predicted model, not a curated record. Lineage: Eukaryota; Viridiplantae; Streptophyta; Magnoliopsida; Poales; Poaceae. Bases 154 to 2346 code for a protein of 730 amino acids. Gene Ontology annotation, cellular component: cytoplasm. Gene Ontology annotation, molecular function: glutamate 5-kinase activity; glutamate-5-semialdehyde dehydrogenase (NADP+) activity; ATP binding.
CUUGUUAUCCCACGGUUCUGUUCCGCCACUUCCACCCACCCACCUUGACCUCGCCUCGCCUCGCCCACCCGUUUUUUUCCUUCGCCCUGCCCGUCUCGAUCCGGAGCGAGCGAGCGAGCGCCCGCGGGUCGCCACGCCCCGGCGGAGCGGAGAAUGGGCCGGGGAGGCAUCGGAGGCGCCGUCGCGGCGGCCGACCUCGAGAACAGCGACUCCACCCGCGGCUUCGUCAGGGACGUCAAGCGCAUCGUCGUCAAGGUCGGCACCGCUGUUGUCACCGGGCAGAAUGGCCGGCUGGCCAUGGGCAGGCUCGGAGCUCUCUGCGAGCAGGUGAAGGAGCUUAAUUUCCAGGGGUAUGAGGUGAUUCUGGUCACCUCUGGCGCCGUUGGCGUCGGCAGGCAGAGGCUCAAGUACCGGAAGCUUAUCAACAGCAGUUUCGCCGAUCUGCAGAACCCACAGUUGGACCUGGAUGGGAAGGCCUGCGCUGCCGUCGGCCAGAGUGGCCUAAUGGCUAUCUACGAUACGCUGUUUAGCCAACUUGAUGUGACAUCGUCUCAGCUUCUUGUUACGGAUCGUGAUUUCCGGGAUCCAAGUUUUGGGCACCAGCUUCGUGAGACUGUUGUCUCCCUGUUAGAUCUUAAGGUGAUACCGGUGUUCAACGAGAACGAUGCUAUCAGUACGAGGAGAGCGCCAUAUGAGGAUUCAUCUGGUAUAUUCUGGGAUAACGACAGUUUGGCGACGCUGUUGGCAAAAGAACUGGAUGCUGAUCUACUUAUCAUGCUUAGUGAUGUGGAGGGACUCUAUAGUGGUCCACCGAGUGAUCCUCAAUCAAAGAUUAUCCACACCUACAUCAAUGAAAAACACGGGAAGCUAAUUAAUUUUGGGGAGAAGUCUCGUGUGGGAAGAGGUGGAAUGCAAGCUAAGGUGGCAGCUGCUGUUACUGCUGCAUCAAAGGGCGUACCUGCUGUAAUUGCAAGUGGAUUUGUAACAGAUAGCAUUAUUAAGAUUAUGCGAGGAGAGAAAAUUGGUACACUUUUCCAUAAUGAAGCAAAUGUCUGGGAUUGUUCGAAGGAGGUGACAACCCGUGAGAUGGCAGUUGCUGCAAAAGAUUGCUCACGGCAUCUCCAGAAUUUGUCAUCGGAGGAGCGUAAGAAGAUUUUGCUAGAUAUUGCCGGUGCUCUGGAUGCAAACGUGGAUUUAAUUAUAUCCGAGAAUGAAGCUGAUCUAGCUGCGGCACAAGAUUCAGGUUACGAGAAAUCCUUGGUUGCUAGGAUGACCCUGAAGGCAGGAAAGAUAACAAGCCUUGCUGAAUCGAUUCGUGCAAUUGCGGACAUGGAGGACCCUAUCUCACAUACACUGAAAAAAACAGAGGUUGCUAAGGAUUUAGUUUUCGAGAAGAUGUACUGCCCAUUAGGUGUUCUCCUAAUUAUUUUUGAGUCUCGUCCUGAUGCCCUGGUCCAGAUUGCAGCUCUAGCAAUCCGAAGUGGAAACGGCCUUCUUCUGAAAGGAGGAAAAGAAGCUAUGAGAUCAAACACAAUAUUACAUAAGGUCAUAACCAGCGUGAUUCCAGAUGUUGUUGGCAAAAAGCUUAUUGGCCUUGUGAAAAGCAAAGAUGAAAUUGCUGAUCUUCUAAAGCUUGACGAUGUGAUUGAUCUUGUUAUUCCAAGAGGCAGUAACAGGCUUGUUUCUCAAAUCAAAGCACAAACCAAGAUUCCCGUUCUUGGUCAUGCUGAUGGUAUCUGCCAUGUUUAUAUUGAUAAAUCAGCUGACAUGGACAUGGCAAAACGUAUCGUAUUGGAUGCAAAGGUUGAUUAUCCUGCAGCGUGUAAUGCUAUGGAAACACUACUUGUUCAUAAAGAUCUGAACAAGACAGAGGGUCUUGAUGAUUUAUUGAUGGAACUUGCGAAAGAAGGAGUUGUUAUUUAUGGUGGGCCUGUCGCACAUGACACACUGAAAGUACCAAAGGUAGAUUCAUUUCAUCAUGAGUAUAGCUCAAUGGCAUGCACCCUCGAAUUUGUUGAUGAUGUGCAGUCAGCGAUUGACCAUAUCAAUUGUUAUGGAAGUGCACACACAGAUUGUAUUAUCACAACUGAUAAGAAGUCAGCAGAUACUUUUCUACAACAAGUUGACAGUGCUGCUGUGUUCCAUAAUGCAAGCACAAGGUUCUGUGAUGGGACUCGCUUCGGUCUAGGUGCAGAGGUUGGCAUAAGUACAGGGCGCAUACAUGCUCGUGGACCUGUUGGCGUCGACGGUCUUUUAACCACUCGGUGCAUUCUGCGAGGGAGUGGACAAGUAGUGAACGGCGACAAGGGAGUUGUGUACACCCACAAGGAUCUUCCUUUGCAAUGAGGGUAGAGGAUUCCUGCUGUAGAGCAAUUUUUGUAGAAGAAUCCUCUUCAAAGCCCCCCUUCUCUCUGUGCGAGGAAUGAAGGAAGACAAGAGAGCAUUGUUGUUACUAUGUUUGCAGGUAGAGGAUUCCUGCUGUAGAGCAAUUUUUGUAGAAGAAUCCUCUUCAAAGCCCCCCUUCUCUCUGUGCGAGGAAUGAAGGAAGACAAGAGAGCAUUGUUGUUACUAUGUCGCUAUCUAGUUCCGUGAUUGUUCGUGUACAAUGAUUUAUCCAUACAAUGUCGUAGUUAUGGCACUAGUUGUUGUAACUGUAGAAUUGCAUCGGUACAUCUAUGCUACAUAUAUGAAGUAGCUGUACUGUUUCUGAUGAAGUCUCAAAUCCGUUGUCAUGUUGUCUUUCUAUGGCAAAGAGCACCUGAAAUGAA